This is a messenger RNA of Cuscuta europaea, 1830 nucleotides long. Lineage: Eukaryota; Viridiplantae; Streptophyta; Magnoliopsida; Solanales; Convolvulaceae. The record is from the annotation of a GenBank genome assembly.
GUCCGUUUCUAUUUUGAUUUCUCACAGCCAACUAAUUGGGAUUGAGGGUGAUUUGGUGAAUCACUUAAAUUUUAUAAACGCACAAAAAUCACGUUCGUUACUUUCCAUUCUCAACCGCGUACUUCCAGUUUUUCUUUCAUUCCAAUUUUCUGAUCGCUCUGGUAUUCAUCUCUGCGAUUUUCUUUCUAGUAGAGAUUAUUACUUGCUGCGUUAAUCAUCUUCCAUCAUUAUCAUUCUGCGCCAUGGAAUCAGGUAUUCAUAUAUCUUGAUGAACUCUGUUUUCAUACCCAAACAAAACUUCAGAAGUUGAUCGUGUGCUUUGCUCUUAUGUCAUGCUUGUGCAUUUUUAUUUUAAUUGAUUCAGCCUAGAGGUUGAUGUUAUCCUUUUUAUUCUCACAAAUGAUUUUCGUAAUUGCUUUUGAUAACAUUACAUCACUUCACAUAGUAGGCUUGUUAAUGAAUGUUAUCAUGUUUCUUCUCACGAAUUAAUUUCAUAAUUACUUUCAAUAGGAUGAAUAACCCUAGUUAAGUAGGGUGAUUUCGCUGAUGCAUGUCUUGCAAUCCUGUUCCUCGAUUUCACGGUUGCUACUGCAUCCAAUCCAUGUUCAUGUAUGUGCCUAAUAACAAAUAAACAUUAAGCUAUAUAUCGCCUCACAUAAAAUGAAUUCAUGUAUUAAAUAAAAUAUUUAACAGCUAGUUUGCAUUCAAUAAUCAUAUAAAUAAUUAAUUUCAAAACAACCUACUUGCAAUCCGACUGCACUUUUACAUAGCAUCAAUGCAUCUUCUGUACUGUCCUGCUGCACCUACACCAUCAAUUCAGUACAUGUAUCUGUUUCUGUUGUAUCUGCAAGGUGAAAUAUGUAUUAUGCAUCUGUUUAUGUUGUAUGAUGCAUUAACUGAAAUUAUAUGUUUAUUAUUGUUUAAUAUUAGUUUUCGUUUUUGUUUAAUACUAGAGAUCGUUUGUUGUUUAUAUAGAUGCGAAUUGUGGUCUUCAAAUUUCUCCUAGGGGUUCAAAGUAUUGGAUUCUAGAAUGUUCACCCGGAAAAAAAAUCAGUUGUUGGCAUGAUAUUUCCUAAUCUAGAUGCUGAUUUUAGUUUUCACAAGGAAUAUGCGGCUGCAGUGGGGUUUGCUAUUCGUCAUCAUACAUCAAAGAAGGGCAGAGUUGAUCACAUAGUGAUGAAGUAUAUUAUAUGUUACUAUGUAAUAGAGCUGGUUUUAAGAAUAAUGCAUGUCCUGUUUUAGAUACCAAAGUUGUUGGUUCUGAAGAUUGCUCGAAAAAUAGAAAACAAGUAUCUAAUAGUAUUGAAGUUGCUGGUUCUGAAGAUUGCUCGAAAAAUAGGAAACAAGUAUCUAAUAGGAUUGAAGUUGCUGGUUCUGAAGAUUGCUCGAAAAAUAGGAAACAAGUAUCUAAUAGGAUUGAAGUUGCUGGUUCUGAAGAUUGCUCCACAAGUAGGAAACGAGUAUCUAUUACGAUUGGAUGUAAAGCCCUGUUAAGUCUGCAUAACACAUAAAACUUCAUGCCUUUGCUCCUCACUUCAGGUCUCUACACUUCAUCACGCUGCAUACGCAUCCUGCCUCAAACCUAUUUCACCAAAGGCCCGUCUGCUCCACUUUUAAUGACAUCAUUUCAAAUUACAUUUACAGAAUAUCAAAUGCAUCUUAAAUGUAGAACAGUGCAAGUGUGUAACCUUUUGACGUUUUCCUCAUCUCUUUUUUCUUUUUGUUCUGUUGCAUCUUACUAUUUGAUGCACCUUAUUGUUUUCUUUUUCCUCCAAACACAUGUUUCUCUUCUACAUUUUCUAUUACAUAAAUGUAUAUGUCAGGGCUUAG